AUGAACAGUGGAGGAUUAGGAGAGAGUGUGAAAGAAUUAGAAGAGAGUGUGAAAGAAUUAGAAGAGAGUGGGAAAGAAUUAGAAGAAAGUGUGAACGAAUUAGAAGAAAGUGUGAACGAAUUAGAAGAAAGUGUGAAAGAAUUAGAAGAAAGUGGGAAAGAAUUAGAAGAAAGUGUGAACGAAUUAGAAGAAAGUGUGAAAGAAUUAAAAGAGAGUGUGAAAGAAUUAGAAGAAAGUGUGAAAGAAUUAGAAGAAAGUGUGAACGAAUUAGAAGAAAGUGUGAAAGAAUUAGAAGAAAGUGUGAAAGAAUUAAAAGAGAGUGUGAACGAAUUAGAAGAAAGUGUGAAAGAAUUAGAAGAAAGUGUGAACGAAUUAGAAGAAAGUGUGAACGAAUUAGAAGAGAGUGGGAAAGAAUUAGAAGAGAGUGUGAACGAAUUAGAAGAGAGUGUGAAAGAAUUAGAAGAAAGUGUGAACGAAUUAGAAGAAAGUGUGAAAGAAUUAGAAGAAAGUGUGAAAGAAUUAGAAGAGAGUGUGAAAGAAUUAGAAGAGAGUGUGAAAGAAUUAGAAGAGGGUGUGAAAGAAUUAGAAGAGAGUGGGAAAGAAUUAGAAGAGAGUGUGAAAGAAUUAGAAGAGAGUGUGAACGAAUUAGAAGAGGGUGUGAAAGAAUUAGAAGAGAGUGGGAAAGAAUUAGAAGAGAGUGUGAAAGAAUUAGGAGAGAGUAUGAAAGAAUUAGAAGAGAGUGUGAAAGAAUUAGAAGAGAGUAUGAAAGAAUUAGAAGAGAGUGUGAAAGAAUUAGGAGAGAGUAUGAAAGAAUUAGAAGAGAGUGUGAAAGAAUUAGAAGAGAGUAUGAAAGAAUUAGAAGAGAGUAUGAAAGAAUUAGAAGAGAGUGUGAAAGAAUUAGAAGAGAGUAUGAAAGAAUUAGAAGAGAGUGUGAAAGAAUUAGAAGAGAGUGUGAAAGAAUUAGAAGAGAGUGUGAAAGAAUUAGAAGAGAGUAUGAAAGAAUUAGAAGAGAGUGUGAAAGAAUUAGAAGAGAGUGUGAACGAAUUAGAAGAGAGUGUGAAAGAAUUAGAAGAGAGUGUGAAAGAAUUAGAAGAGAGUGUGAAAGAAUUAAAAGAGAGUGGGAAAGAAUUAGAAGAGAGUGGGAAAGAAUUAGAAGAGAGUGGGAAAGAAUUAGAAGAGAGUGGGAAAGAAUUAGAAGAGAGUGGGAAAGAAUUAGAAGAGAGUGGGAAAGAAUUAGAAGAGAGUGGGAAAGAAUUAAAAGAGAGUGUGAAAGAAUUAAAAGAGAGUGGGAAAGAAUUAAAAGAGAGUGGGAAAGAAUUAGAAGAGAGUGGGAAAGAAUUAGAAGAGAGUGGGAAAGAAUUAGAAGAGAGUGGGAAAGAAUUAGACAUAGUUUUAAAUUAUAAAGACGCCAUAUUAAAAGAUCAAUUGUUGCCAAAUAAAAAAAAUAGAUAA
Molecule: messenger RNA, 1452 nt
Organism: Biomphalaria glabrata
Lineage: Eukaryota; Metazoa; Mollusca; Gastropoda; Planorbidae
Product: myosin-6-like
Exons: 1
Coding region: 1-1452 (483 amino acids)
Biological process (GO): signal transduction; septin ring assembly
Cellular component (GO): membrane; septin ring
Molecular function (GO): protein binding
Source: RefSeq, a predicted model, not a curated record